Ophidiomyces ophidiicola is the source of this 1128-nucleotide messenger RNA. RefSeq names its product cytosolic factor, phosphatidylinositol/phosphatidylcholine transfer protein (gene SEC14). Bases 1 to 1128 code for a protein of 375 amino acids. NCBI's taxonomy places the organism in Eukaryota, Fungi, Ascomycota, Eurotiomycetes, Onygenales, Onygenaceae. The transcript has 3 exons. The record is from RefSeq and is a predicted model, not a curated record.
AUGUCAACCGCCGCGCCGCCCGCCCAGCCCACGAACCCGCUGAAGCUCGACCCCAAGUACGACGACUACGACUUCCCCACGACCGCGCCCGAUGCGAAGCCCGGUCAUCCCGGCUACACCACGCCCGAGCAGGACGCCCAGGUGGCCCAGCUGCGCAUGAUGCUGGAGGCCCUGGGCUACACGGACCGUCUGGACACGCUGACGCUGCUGCGCUUUCUGCGUGCGCGCAAGUUCAAUGUCGAGGCGGCGAAGAAUAUGUUUGUUGCGUGCGAGCAGUGGAGAAAGGAGUUUGGAACCGACUCGCUGGUGAGGGACUUUGAUUAUACGGAGAAGGAGCAGAUGUUUGCCUAUUAUCCGCAGUACUAUCAUAAGACUGACAAGGAUGGACGGCCAGUGUACAUCGAGCAACUGGGCAAAAUCGACCUUACCGCCAUGUACAAGAUCACCACGAGCGACCGCAUGCUUAAGAACCUGGUGUGCGAGUACGAGAAGCUGGCCGACCCGCGGCUGCCGGCGUGCGCGCGCAAGUCCGGGCACCUCCUCGAGACGUGCUGCUCGAUCAUGGACCUCAAGGGCGUGGGCAUCUCCAACGCCACGUCGGUCUUCGGCUACAUCAAGCAGGCGUCGGCGAUCUCGCAGAACUACUACCCGGAGCGGCUGGGCAAGCUGUACCUCAUCAACGCGCCGUGGGGCUUCAGCACCGUGUUCAGCGUCGUCAAGGGCUUCCUCGACCCCGUCACCGUCAACAAGAUCCACGUGCUCGGCUCCGGCUACGAGCAGGAGCUCCUCGCCCAGGUACCCGCCGAGAACCUGCCCAAGCAGUUCGGCGGCAAGUGUGAGUGUGCCGGCGGCUGCCAGAUGAGCGAUAUGGGCCCGUGGCGUGAGCAGCAGUGGGCCCGCCCGCCCAAGUGGGAGAAGAAGGAAGAGGCCGAGAAGAAGGAUGCCGCCCCCGCUGCUGUUGCGGCCCCCGCUGAAGCUGCUCCCGCCGCGCCAGUUGAGGCCCCUGCUGCGGUUCCUCCUCCUGCUGCUGCUGCCGCCGCCGCCGCCCCUGCGCCAGCGCCCGCUGCGGCUCCCGCUGCCACUGCUGUCCCGGUCCCGGAGCAGCAGAAAGAUCAGACUGCUGCUUAG